AUGUCCAUCAACACCGCGAAAGUGAACAACACGACCCAGAGCUUCGUCACCGCGCUCGUCACGAAUGCGGCCAUCCUCGGCGUCGAGGUCGGCGCGUUCACUGUGCUGAAGCAGAGGCUCGGGAGGAUAUAUACCCCGAGGACGUAUUUGCCGCCGCCAGAUAAACGAUCGAAAGAGCUCCCCCCUGGCCUUUGGAGGUGGAUACCAGCGACACUAAGAUCACCGGCAGAAGAUAUCAUUCACAAGAAUGGGCUGGAUGCCUACCUGUUCCUCCGCUUCCUCAAGCUCCUCAUCGUACUCUUCGGCGUGUUCUGGGUGUCAACAUGGAUCGUGCUUCUCCCCAUAGAAGCUGCGGGAGUGGCCUCGGAGAGCCGGACAGGGCUAGACAAGUACCAGUGGGGAAACGAUGUAUCACAGCCGGAACGCUACGCGGCGCAUAUAAUCAUGGUCUACCUACUAACAUGUUUCGUCCUCUACAUGAUCCGCCGAGAGAUGUUCCACUUCGUCCACAUGCGGCACCAGUUCCUCAUAUCCAAGUCGCACUCCCGCCUUGCACAAGCGCGUACCGUAUUAAUCACCAAUGUACCAGACGAGCUAGCCAACGACCAUGAUCUAAGGCAGUUCUGCUCAUUCGUACCAGGCGGUAUCGAGCGAAUAUGGAUCUACCGCGACUCCAGGGACUUGAACAAGAACUUCGAAGCCCGCCAGAAAGCCUGCAAGAAGCUCGAGGCAGCAUCGUCCAAACUUCUGCGUGCUGCCACGAAAGAGUGGGUGCGCAGACAGAAAGCGCAGCACAAGUUCGCGAAGAAGGUGCGCAAACCAAGGGACGUCGAGAAGGCCGAGAAGGAGGCUGCGGAGGAGGGGUUCGACGUGAACGCGCUGAUCCCGCCGAGCCCGAGCAGAGAAUUUAUGGACGAUUUGGUGCCAGAGGAGAAGAGGCCAAAGCAUCGCUUGGGCACACUUGGGGUAGUGGGUAUUGGGAAGAAGGUGGAUACGAUUGAGUGGUGUAAGGUCGAGAUUGCGAAGCUGAAUGCGGCAAUUGAAGAGGGAAGGCAGCAGCUUGGCGAACGAAAGCCGCUGGGGAGUGCCUUCGUCGAGUGCAACCUCCAGAUUGGCGCCCACGUACUCGCGCAAUGCGUCAGUUAUCACGAACCGUUAUUCAUGGGGGACAAGUAUAUCGAAGUUUCGCCGAAGGAUAUGAUCUGGUCGAACCUGGAUGACGGAGCGUACGAGAUGCGUGCGCGGUAUAUUAUGUCGCUGGCUGCCACCAUUGGCCUUAUAAUUGCAUGGGCUGCACCGGUUGCAUUCAUUGGGAGUAUUAGUAACGUCUCCGGGCUUUGUGCCAGACUGCCGUGGGUGAGAUGGGUGUGUUCAGCACCAACCCCGAUCCCUGGUAUUAUAUCAGGCGUGUUGCCGCCUGUGUUACUCGCGCUCUUGAUGAUCAUACUCCCCCAAAUCCUGCGAGCGCUGGCAUGGUUUGAAUGCAUACCGCGGUACUCUUUCCUGCAAGUUAGCGUGUAUAAGCGCUACUAUGCAUUCCUGGUGGUGCACGGGUUCUUGAUCGUCACCCUCAGCUCUGCCAUUACAUCCACUAUUUCCGAUAUAAUCACACAACCCACCAAUGCCGUGGAGAACCUUGCCAGUCGACUCCCGGACGCUUCGAUAUUCUUCCUAACAUACAUGAUUACACAAGGCUUGACAGGAGCUGCCAGCGCGCUCAUCCAACUAGGCCCUUUGAUUUUCCAUUUCAUUAGAAAAUGGUUCUUGGGGAGAACACCGAGGCAGGCGUAUGGAGUGACAUUCUUGAUGCCAGCUGCGAAUUUUGGAACUGUUCUGCCUCGGAUAUCCCUCCUGGCAACCAUUGGCCUUGCGUAUUCGGUCCUUUCGCCGAUUAUCAAUGGUCUUGCGACAGUUGCAUUUUUCUUGCUCUUCCUUGCGUGGAAGUUCCUGCUAACCCAAGUAUUUGACCAACCGGACGAGUCUGAGACAGGCGGACAAUACUUCUACUUGGCGCUAUCAAAUAUAUUCAUUGGGUUGUAUAUUGAGCAGAUAGCGCUAGCCUGCUUGUUCUUCCUCAACACCCCGAAUGCUCCUAAGACGUCCCUUGCCGGUGGUAUCCUCAUGAUUGUCCUGUUUGUCGUGACAGCGCUGUACCAGGUAUUGAUUCAUAGGAGCUUCCAUCCAAUUUCCGAAUAUCUGCCUAUGUCGUUGGCUACCAAACAGAUGGCUGAGAGAUACAAGCACCAGCUCGGGAAGAAGGAAGACAUCUUACCUGAUGAAGAAUUCGACUUAUUUGAUCGCGAUCGCCUGAAGAGCGUUCUGCGACGGCGCAUGAAGAUCAAACCUCCUACGAUUCUUGGGAGUCGUGACAAUCGAGAUGCUAGUCCCAAGCGCGACGAGGAGGCAAAGCCAAGACCGAGCGGGUCCAAAGAGCGCACAAGCGACGUGCUUAGUCGCUCAAAGACGGGCGACUCACUGCACUCCGAGACCACUGCAACAUCCGCUAAUUCCAGUAGUCUGGAAGCUCCGACCAAAUCCCACGGCUUGGACAUCGCCCCUCCGGAACCCGCGCCCAAUAGCAAUGGUAACGCCGAAGAUGAAGAAGAGUACCUAGACGAGCAUGCGUUCGACCACCCUUCCACUUACGCCGAGCAGCCAUGGAUAUGGAUACCUAAGGAUACCCUGGGCUUAAGCGGAGUCUUACUACAAGAAUUCAAGGAGGCUGGGGUGGAGACGAGUGAUAAUGGGUCUACGAUGGAUGAACGAGGGACGGUAGAAGUUUCGAGGAAUCCACCGGACGAGGAGUGGUCGGGUGGACAUGACAAAUGAUGACUUUCUUGCAGUAUGUUUCGGGCAUGAUUUCGAACGGAACUGACGGAUACCCCUGCUAUUAGUAUUAUUUCUUGGCUAAUAUGAUGUACGGUGUGCUGCUCUCAAUCAUGUUCAUACACGCUAGCGCAAUUGCUAACCAUUGUAAGACUUCUUCC
Messenger RNA from Gloeophyllum trabeum ATCC 11539, 2987 nucleotides. Its product is annotated as DUF221-domain-containing protein. The transcript is spliced from 22 exons. Gene Ontology annotation, molecular function: calcium-activated cation channel activity. The record is from RefSeq and is a predicted model, not a curated record. Gene Ontology annotation, cellular component: plasma membrane. The coding region runs from base 1 to 2829 and encodes 942 amino acids. NCBI's taxonomy places the organism in Eukaryota, Fungi, Basidiomycota, Agaricomycetes, Gloeophyllales, Gloeophyllaceae.